Molecule: messenger RNA, 3771 nt
Organism: Episyrphus balteatus (marmalade hoverfly)
Lineage: Eukaryota; Metazoa; Arthropoda; Insecta; Diptera; Syrphidae
Gene: Hr3
Product: probable nuclear hormone receptor HR3
Exons: 10
Coding region: 323-2815 (830 amino acids)
Biological process (GO): regulation of transcription by RNA polymerase II
Cellular component (GO): nucleus
Molecular function (GO): zinc ion binding; RNA polymerase II cis-regulatory region sequence-specific DNA binding; nuclear receptor activity
Source: RefSeq, a predicted model, not a curated record
CUUGACCUAACCUAUGCGCAAUCGAAAAUAAAAGAGGGGGCGCUUUUAAAAAAGCUAUUAAAAUGAAAUAAUAUUCUUUUCGAUUUUUUGAUUAUGUUAACGAAAUUUGAAACCAUCAUGAAAUUUUACUACCCAAGACAGUUUAGUUGGAUCGACUUCUAAUGAAACCCCAGUUGAAGUCCACCAUUGAACCGAGGUUAGACAUUGUCGGCGGGCCGGGUUCGUGAUUUGGCAAGAGUUCUUCAAUUCCUUGAUUCAUUUCGUUUCGUUGAUGUUGUUGUUAUUGAUAUUGUGAAAACAAUACCUAAAGUACUAGAAUGUAAUGGAUACAGAUUUUACUGAAUUUUUUAAUCAAAAUUGGUCGUCGUCCUCGUCGUCACAACAACAGCCGCCAUCUAGUGGCACAAAUUUAAACCACAAUGGCAAUGGAAUAAUAAAAAUUGAACCUUCAUCAUCGUCAUCAUCGUCGUUUAUUGAUCAUCCCAGUCAUCAUCAGCAACAUCAUCAUCAUCAUUUACAUCAACAGUUGACUGCUCAACAUCAACAUUAUCAAUUUUCUGCAACAUCUUCUGCAUCAUCAUCGACAAAUCCUGCCUUAAUCCUGCAACAUCAUCAACAACAACAUCAUCAUCAUCAUAAUCAUCAUAAUAACCAUCAUCAUCAUCAACCGCAACAAAAUGCAACACGUGCCUUGUUCAAUUCGCCGCAAUUCGCCGCCGCCACCGCUGGUCGAACGACCAGCAGUAGUUCAUCCACAAAUGGAAUUACCUCGACACAGCGGUCUAUCCCCUUGGACGUAAAAGCAGCCGCUGCAACAUCUUCAUCUGCCGCCGCAUCAUCGUCUUUAUCGUCUUCGGCGAAUAAUAAUAAAAGUUCGCCAAUGUCACCGGUUUCAAGUAGUGCUGCAGCAGCAGCUGCUGCUGCCCUACGCCUGCCCUUAGAUACGACGAUUUCAAGAAACUGCAGCAGUAAUAUGCAUCAUGCGUUGCAUUCGCAACAUAGCAGCAGUAGUAGUCAUCAUUCGUCGCCGCAUCAGCAGCAGCAACAUGCGCCGCCGCAGUCACAUCAUCAUUCGCAACAGCAUCAUGCGGUAGCUUCAGCUGCUCACUCGCUAGUUGCGGCGAUGCAUCAGCAACAACACCCGCAACAUGGCGCGCAUCAUCAUCAUCACCACCACCACCUGCCUCAUCAUCACCAUCAUCAUAAUCUGCAUGCGGGAUUUUUUGGAACUGCAUGUGGAAGUGGAUCGUGUUGCAGUUCAGCUGCUAUUAGCAGCACUGCCGGGGCAGCAAGUAGCAGUUGUGGGAAUAACAAUUGCGGGACCAGCUGCAGUAGCAAUAGCUCGUGCAGCAACAAGGCUUUAUGCCCGGCCUUUUCGGACUCUGUAGACAGUACAACGCCACCGCCGCCUUCUAGUUCGUCUUCUUCUUUAUUUAUUAGUAGUAAUGCGAUGGAUCAUGAUAAAAAGACUGCAAAUUCGAUAAGAGCCCAAAUCGAAAUAAUUCCAUGUAAGGUGUGUGGUGAUAAAUCAUCGGGUGUACAUUAUGGUGUUAUCACAUGUGAAGGCUGCAAAGGUUUCUUUCGUCGAUCUCAGAGUUCUGUUGUGAAUUAUCAAUGUCCACGUAAUAAACAAUGUGUCGUCGAUCGUGUUAAUCGAAAUCGAUGUCAGUAUUGCAGACUGCAAAAGUGCCUCAAAUUAGGAAUGAGUCGUGAUGCCGUAAAAUUCGGUCGAAUGUCGAAGAAACAACGUGAAAAAGUCGAAGACGAAGUGCGAUUUCAUCGAGCGCAAAUGCGUGCCCAAAGUGAUGCAGCCCCCGACAGUUCAGUGUUCGAUACACAAACGCCGUCUAGCAGUGAUCAAUUACAUCACAGUUACAAUGGCUAUGGAUAUUCAAGCAAUGAAGUUGGAUACGGAAGUCCGUAUGGCUAUUCAGCAUCAGUGACGCCUCAACAGACGAUGCCCUAUGAUAUUUCAGCGGACUAUGCCGUGGACAGUACAACAUAUGAGCCUGUGAGAAAUAUGAUUGACUCAGACUUUAUUGGUCACGCCGAUGGCGAUAUUAACGAAGUCCUGAUAAAGACAUUGGCGGAAGCUCAUGCAAACACAAAUACAAAAUUAGAAAUUGUGCAUGAAAUGUUCAGAAAGCCACAGGAUGUAACGCGAAUACUUUACUAUAAAAAUCUCGGCCAAGAGGAACUUUGGCUAGACUGCGCUGAAAAGCUAACACAAAUGAUACAAAACAUAAUCGAAUUUGCUAAACUGAUACCUGGUUUUAUGCGAUUAAGUCAGGACGAUCAGAUUCUUCUAUUAAAAACUGGAUCGUUUGAGUUAGCGAUCGUACGUAUGUCACGUCUGUUAGAUCUCUCACAGAAUGCCGUAUUAUACGGUGAUGUAAUGCUGCCGCAAGAAGCCUUUUACACUUCCGAUUCGUAUGAGAUGCGAUUAGUGUCGUGUAUCUUUGAGACAGCAAAAUCAAUUGCCGAAUUGAAACUGACUGAAACUGAAUUGGCUUUAUAUCAAAGUUUAGUGCUGUUGUGGCCGGAACGAAAUGGUGUUCGUGGAAAUACAGAAAUUCAGAGGCUAUUCAAUCUGAGUAUGAAUGCCAUUAGACAAGAGCUUGAAGCCAAUCAUGCACCAUUAAAGGGUGACGUUACAGUGCUGGAUACGCUGUUAAAUAAAAUACCAACCUUCCGUGAACUGUCAAUAAUGCACAUGGAUGCGCUGAGUAAAUUCAAACAAGAACACACAAAUCUAGUGUUUCCGGCAUUGUACAAAGAAUUAUUCUCAAUAGAUUCACCGCAAGACCUCACAUAACAGCAAGCCGUCGCCGCACCAACACCAACAACAGUAGCUGCAGCAGCAACAGCAACAUCCGUUGCAUCACCACAGGAUUAAACAAAUAAAAUAUAUAAAACAAAAGAAAAAAAAAACCAUUGCAAAUAUAUAAUUAAUUAAUAAAAAAAAAAUAUGAUAAUAAUACAAAAAUAAAUUAAAAACAAAAAAUUAAUACAAAUUAUAUUAUAACGAAAAAAAAAACGUUUAUACAUUUUUUUAAAAGUAAACAUAUUGUUUAAGUAUAAAUAAAAAACAAAAUACAAGCAGCGUUACCAACAAAGCAAGAAAAACAAAAAAAUAAUGUAAUAGUCUUAAAGAUUCUCAUUAAAACAAAAUUAACUCACGCAUACACGCAGUUUUUUGUCAAACAAAACAAAACUCAAGAAAAUAAAAAAAACAAAACAAAAAUAACCAUAGAACAAUAUAAACAGUUUUUAGCAAUAUUCUCUCUCAACAAAAAAUAAAGUAAAAAAAAAGAACAUACAUACAUUUAUAUAAACCCUCUUCCCCCAAAACAAAAAUAAAUAAAAUAAAAUAAACAGAGACUUAAAGAAAAACAAUGAAACUCACACACAAAAAAAUAUAUACGAAACAAAAAACAAAAAAUUAAAGUUAAAUUCUUGAGACUAACCAUUAAAUAUAAAGUAAAUAUAAACAAAAAAUGAUUUUGAUAAACAAAUAAAACAAAACAAAAAAAACUCUUUUUUAAAUUUAAUUUUUUUUUUCUCAUGCUUUAAUUAUUUUAUAAAAAUAACUCUAAAAUUAAAAGAAAAAAAUAAUAAAUAAAAUUAGUUUUUAAAACUAAAAAAUGUAGAUGAGAAUUUAAAAAAAGUAACACACAUACACACACUCUUACAACCCUCACACACAUGAGAGAAAUCGAGCAAAAAAAAAAUAAGAUCAUCAAAUUAAAAAUUAAAUUUAAAAAAAAAAAC